Impatiens glandulifera is the source of this 2493-nucleotide messenger RNA. Its product is annotated as dammarenediol II synthase-like. The transcript has 15 exons. The record is from RefSeq and is a predicted model, not a curated record. Gene Ontology annotation, cellular component: lipid droplet. Gene Ontology annotation, molecular function: beta-amyrin synthase activity. Gene Ontology annotation, biological process: triterpenoid biosynthetic process. The coding region runs from base 38 to 2311 and encodes 757 amino acids. Lineage: Eukaryota; Viridiplantae; Streptophyta; Magnoliopsida; Ericales; Balsaminaceae.
UUCACUUUCUUCUUUCUUUUUCUAUAUUAACAAUCAAAUGUGGAAGCUUAAGGUCGCCGAGGGAAGUGGACCAUGGCUGUUUAGCACCAACAAUUUCGUCGGCCGGCAGAUAUGGGAGUUUGAUCCAGCCGCCGGCUCGCCGGAGGAAAGGGCCGAGGUUGAAAAGGCGUGUAUUGACUAUUCUAAAGGCCUUCCCUCCGGCGAUGUCCUUAUGAGACUUCAGCUUAAGGAGGAAAACAAGCACAUCGAUUUGAGUAUACCACCCGUGAGACUCGGAGACAACGAGGAGGUGACCUACGAAGCAACCACAACCGCUUUAAGGAAAGGCGUUCGAUUGAACUGUGCGAUCCAAGGCAAAGAUGGACAUUGGCCGGCUGAGAAUUCCGGCCAACAUUUUUUCACCCCUCCAUUGAUAUUCAUUCUGCACAUAAGUGGAACAAUCAACUCUGUCCUAACCCCACAACACAAGUUCGAGAUGAUUCGAUAUCUCUACAACCACCAAAAUAAAGAUGGUGGAUGGGGAUUUUACAUAACGGGUCAUAGCACCAUGAUGGGCUCAGUUCUGAACUACAUAAUGUUGCGUUUACUGGGCGUAGGGCCCGAUGGAGGAAAUGGGGCCAUGACCAGAGGCCGUCAAUGGAUUCUCGAUCAUGGUGGGGCCACCGGAAUACCCUCUUGGGGGAAGACUUACCUUGCGGUUCUUGGAGUUUAUGAUUGGGAAGGCUGCAACCCGAUGCCUCCAGAGUUCUGGCUUUUCCCUUCGUUUUUUCCAUACCAUCCCGCGAAAAUGUGGUGUUACUGUCGGACGACAUACAUGCCUAUGUCGUAUUUGUAUGGUAGGAAGUAUCAUGGGCCGAUAACGGAACUCAUCGAGUCUAUAAGAGAAGAAAUUUAUACCGUUCCUUACAAGGAAGUUGUUUGGCAUAAAGUCCGUCACUAUUGUUGUGAGGAGGAUCUUUACUAUCCUCAUACAUCGUUACAAGAUUUGCUUUGGGACACACUUCAUUACAUUGGCGAGCCAAUUAUUAAUCGAUGGCCUUUCAACAAGAUACGCGAGAGAUCUCUCAAGAAAGUUAUGAAGUAUCUUAAAUACGAAGCCGAAACUUCUAGAUAUAUGACAAUUGGUUGCGUCUCAAAGAGUCUUCAAAUGAUGUGUUGGUGGGCGGAGAAUCCAAAUGGCGAGGAAUUCAAAUACCAUCUUGCGAGAGUCCCCGACUUUUUAUGGAUGGCCGAGGAUGGGAUGAAGAUGACGAGCUUUGGAAGUCAAUUAUGGGAUUGCGUAUUUGCUACGCGAGCUAUACUUGCGAGCAAUAUGGUUGAGGAAUAUGGUGACACGUUAAAAAAGGCGCAUUUCUACAUCAAAGAGGCGCAAAUCAAAGACAACCCGACCGGAGAUUACAAGAGCAUGUACCGACAUUUUACGAAAGGAGCAUGGACUUUCUCCGAUCAAGAUCAUGGAUGGACUGUUUCGGAUUGCACAGCCGAGGCUCUUAAGUGUUUGCUUUUGCUUUCGCAAAUGCCGCUGGAUAUUUCUGGCGAGACACCUGAUGUUCAACGGCUUUACGAAGCCGUUGACAUUUUGCUAUACAUGCAGAGUACAGAAAGUGGUGGAUUUUCUAUAUGGGAGCCUGAAGUCCCACAACCUUACUUGGAGGGUCUAAAUCCAUCUGAAAUAUUCGCCGACAUUGUGGUCGAGCACGUGCAUGUCGAGAACACCGGAGCUAUAAUCCAAGCUCUAACAUCUUUCAGACGCAUGUAUCCCGGUUAUCGGGGUAAGGAGAUAGAGACCGCCGUCUCAAAGGCGGUCCCUUUCUUGGAGGGAAGACAAUAUCCCAAUGGGGCAUGGUAUGGUUAUUGGGGAAUUUGCUUCAUAUAUGGCACAUCGUUUGUUCUCGGAGGACUAGCGGCCGGAGGAAAGACAUAUAAUAACUGCGAAGCUGUUCGCAAAGGAGUCGAGUUCUUGCUUUCGAUACAAAACGAGGAAGGAGGAUGGGGAGAGAGCCAUCUUUCAUGUCCAACCAUGAAAUAUGUUGCAUUAGAAGGGAAUAGGAGUAAUGUGGUUCAAACAGCAUGGGCAAUGCUUGGUUUAAUCCAUGGUGGUCAGGCUGAGAGGGAUGCAACUCCUUUACACCGAGGAGCCAAAGUACUUAUUAAUGCUCAAAUGGAAGAUGGAGAUUUUCCACAACAAGAAAUUGCUGGAGUGUACAUGAGGAAUUGUAUGUUACAUUAUGCGGGAUACAGAAGCAGUUUUCCGACGUGGGCUCUUGCAGAGUAUCGGAAACAUGUGUGGCCGAAGACCAUCAAGAUGUAGACGCUAAUAAUAAAUCAUCUCGAAUAUGUAAUGGAAGUUAAAUAGAUGUAGCCUCGUUUUACUCCUUAUUUUCAAUAAUCUAUCAAUAGAGAGAUUAUAAAUAUAUGUAUGUAUCUUCAUGUUAUAAAUUUUGUACACAUAAUGUAAGAGUUUUACGGAAUAAUAUAAUAUCGAGCUUCUUA